UCGCAUGGGCGGGCGAGCGGCUGAUUACGGGCAGUAAUGAAAGCGGCCCGCUUGCACACGGUAGGCAAGCUGUCAUGUAGCCGCGCGCCCCAGUCGCCUUUCCUCUCCUACCGCCGCUGUUGUUGUUGUUGUUGCUGCUCCGGCGUAGCCAGUGUUCGCGGGAUUCACGGCACGGCGGGUCCAGCGAGUUAUGAGAGCGAUCUUCGUGUUCCUUCAGGCGAUAGCACUGCAGCUGACGAGAUGUCGAGGCGGUGGCCCGAGCACGUUCGGAUACGACGCGUCCUCGGCGUGCAGCAAGCCGUACUCGCGCGCGGGACGCGCUCACCACGAGGAUCUGCCCUGUGACUUUCGCCGGCAGAACUGGUGCACGAUCGCCGGUAGCUCUUAUCCUUGGCACGCGGUGCGUCGAUUCGUCCUGGAGAAUCAGGGAUUGAUGAGACGCAUGUACGGCGACGAGAGUUACAUCAGCGUCCUCAGAGCGGAGUUCGACAAGAAUGACGUCGAGCUGAAAUACGACGACUAUCAUCAUCACUUCGCUGACGAGCUGAGGCAAUAUGAGGACGACGAUUACGAGUUCGUCGAUGAGCGGCAGGCGUUGCCGAAAGACAACACGGGUCGCGGUUUCACCAGUCGCUCCUUCAACGCCGAUCCCAUCGCCAAACGGCUGAACAAGUUCCCGAAGCUCAGCGAGUACACCAGGCCGCACUUCAAGCCGACCGAGCGAACCACCGAUGGCUCGACCAGCGCCACGACCUUCGGUACGUCAUCUUCGACGACGCCCACGGUGUCCACCACCGCCGCGACCAGCACGGAGGAAGACACUCAAGCCCCGGUGACGUCACCAAACACCACAUCCAUCGAAACAGCCGAGGAGAACGUCGCAAACAGCACGACGACGUUCUCACCGAGCGUCACCGUCGCUCAGAUCGUGAGGGAGCAGAAUUUCAGCAUCAACGAGAUCCCCGGGCAGAACGAUAGGAUCGACGAGGGGGUGGAGGAGACGCACUCGGUGGUCGUGAACACGACUCUGGAGCCGAUCAGCACGACCGGCGGAUCGCUGUUGGCCGCGGGGGACGAAGCGGGGGAUGUGCUCGACGCGAAGACGACCGUACACGUCGCCGCCUCGAGCAACCACGAGCAGCAAUUCCGACCGCGUCCCGAGUAUCGGCCGUCGGCCGAGAGUACGUCGAGCGGCCAACUUUAUCAGGACGUCGCGGCGAAGGAUCAACAGGAACAAACGGUGCUGAAGCUCCGAGGAGUAAACGCCUGUCCCGUCAAGGAGGAGGUAGUUGCGCCGUUCUGGGCCAACAACACCCGCGGCGAGGUCUUGGCCCUCCUGAACCUCUAUCCGUUCGAACAGUAUGUUCAUUGGGAGAAGUGCACGAACGAGAACAAGCAAAUGUACUGCCGGGACGGCUGCAGAUGCGAGCAGCAGUACAGGUUGCACCGGCUGCUGGCUUACGACCCGAACAACGAGUGCCGCGGCAUCUUCAGCGACUGGUUCAAAUUCCCCAGCUGCUGCGUAUGCCGUUGCUACGAUCUGCCGCUCGAGUUUCGGGUGACGUCGCGCUCGCCGCGCAUUCACUCCAAGCGGCGGAUCAAGGUGCAGGCGCCGCGGGACCGUUACGCGUGAUCGUCCUGGCCGACCGCCAAAAGUGCAGCGUAAGUGAGGACAAACGUCGGCGCGAUGUGUCGACCUCUAUUUUUCACACAUUUUAAGGUAAUUGGUCCGUAAAUUUCAGAUUUCCUUCUUUUCCGCACAUUAAUCGAUUUACGCACACGUAAUAUUAGAAAAUCGUGCUGAAAGAAUUGAAAUCAAAAUUAACGAUAUUUACACGUGUCACGAAAACGACAUCAUAUUUUAAUACUAGCGAUCAAAUUGCUCUUCUGGUUUUAAAUGAAAAACGAGAAAAGAACUUGUAGAGAUAUUAUGAGAAAAAGUUACAAAAUCGUUGAUCUAAUUCUUCAGGUAUUGUACGCGCUACAUUUCCCCUCUGUGUAAUCGUCUUUUUAAAGAUAGAAUAAUUAAAUAAUUAAAAGAAUCUAUCACACGUAAAAUUGCGGGAAACACGGAAAAAUACGGAUAUAUUCGUAUACCUUACACAGGCAGUUCCAGCCGAAAAUAUUAUGUGCCAGAAAUGCGCGAAAAACAAUGAUUUCAUUAUGAUUUUUCAAACAUUAUGUAAAUUUGAUUGAUAUUCUCACGCUGUAAAAGCUGUAUAUCACAUAAAUCAUGUUUAUAAACUAUUUAGUACCGAUUUGUCGAGCUUCUUUGUGUGUUUGUAUUGACCAUUACUUUUCUCUAACAAUAUUAUCACGGACCGACUACCUUAAAUAUCGAAGAUCGAGUUGUAACGAACGAGUUGUAUCGUGAAAGAGGAGAAUGACAAACGCGUGGUGUAUACGCAAUGUAUUCCGCGAUUCAUCACCACGUUUUGUGUACUAUUUAAUCCAGCCGUACGCGUCAUCAAGUUUUUCACACGACACGUAAUAUAUACCGCUGUAACGAGUGUCACGAACAUUGUGCAACGCGAUCAUUUAUCUCGGCGAAAGAGGAAAAAUAUAUUUAUAUUUAUACAUAUACUCGACAUAACUCUGUUGCAAGCAGAUAAGGCUCGUGAAUAAAAUACGCCAUUUCUCUUUUUAUACUACUUCUUACCCUCGUGCUCGCGCUUCUCAUUAUCCGCACCAUGUUUGCACCGUCGAAUUAUACAGCCGAUUACGACAGUUGAAUCGCGAUUAAUGAAAAGCGACUGACAGUUACGAAUCGUAGAGACUUAACGGAACAACACGUCGAGGAUCGUCGUCGAAAAGAACGCGCACGUUUCGUUACAAUCGACUUUAUUUUCCUUACUUUCCUCUACAUGUCCGACAACGUUGUCACGUGUCUUACAAAGAAGAAGGUUCACAAACAGUAACGAUCCUUAAAACGUUAAUACUUCUUUAAUCUUUUUUUUUUAAUUUUUGUCGUUUUGCUUCGUUUCGGGCAUUCGCCGCCGAAUGCAUAACUCAACAAUAAUACCGAUUAUUUUGUCGUACAUUCAUUAAUGUGGUAUUACAAACGUCAUUAAUUGUUCGUAUCCCGUCGUAAUAAUAAUAAUAUAUAUAUAUAUAUAUACGUGUAUGUACAUAUUAUAUAUAGCACGUGUACAGGAUGUAUCGAAUCGAUGCGUGACAUCCUGUACGUUUACGUAUAUCCUAGAAAAUAUACGCGUUUUCUUUUCUUUCCCUUUUAUUUACGUAUGAUAUAACGCGCGUAUAUUUUAUGUAUAACGAUACAUUGCGUAGUGACAUAAGUGUAUCUUUAUAAAUACGAGCUAAAACAUUUGGUAUCAAAACCAUUGCAGGAAGAAGAGAAGAAAAUAAAACGUCUUCGAAAAAGUGUACUACUUCCUUGUAAUAUCUCUCACUCUCGUCAGCGCCCUUCUCUCUCUCUCUCUCUCUCAUUACUCUGUUACCCGUGUCGGAGUGUCUCGACGGUUUCUGAAUUGAUUUGUCGUAUUACGUUAUGUGCAACAAGAGGAAUUCUUCGAGUUCCUCGGCUGCGAAUUUACGCGAAAGUUCACCCGACCCAGCUUUCGCACUCAAGAUGGGACGAUAUGUGGAAACAGUACCGAAUAACAAGAUAUUGCAUGGUCGUUACAGAUUCGCAGUAAUUUUUUACAAUAAUUAUUUUUUACAAAUAAUUAUUUUUUACACACACGCCAUUAAGAAACGCCAUAAAAUUCAUAACAAUUCAUUGAGCUUUGAUUCUAGUGAACGGAAAGGGGAACGGUUGUUUCCCUUUCUCGUGUUCUUUCUUAUUUUUUUGUUUAGGUAUAUGGCAGAAAAGAAGUAGGAAGACGCGAUUCCACAGCGAAGAAAGCUUGGAGCGCUGUCCUCAAACGAAAGACGUUUCAUUUUCGGAGCACGAGCGCGGAACGAGCGCUCGUGUCCGAGAAAAAUGCGUCUCUGCGAUUCGCUGUCUGUACCAAUGCA
Molecule: messenger RNA, 3978 nt
Organism: Dinoponera quadriceps
Lineage: Eukaryota; Metazoa; Arthropoda; Insecta; Hymenoptera; Formicidae
Gene: spz4
Exons: 6
Coding region: 191-1633 (480 amino acids)
Biological process (GO): innate immune response; central nervous system formation; regulation of Toll signaling pathway
Cellular component (GO): extracellular region
Molecular function (GO): growth factor activity; Toll binding
Source: RefSeq, a predicted model, not a curated record